AUGGAUCCUGAGUUUGAACAACGUCCCGAUGCUGCUGGAAUUAUGGGUCACUCACCGCACAUGAAAAUGAUUGUCGUCAUGAAGUGCUUGUGCAAGGCCGCUCCAUCCGAUAGUAUUGAAGAUUAUACGGCAGUGGGUGCGCAUACCAUCUACAGGUAUCUGAAGAGGUUUCUUGAUGCACUGUUGUUUGGUUUUAAUGAUAGAUACAUGCGUCGACCGUCACAGGAUGAUACGAAUAGAUCGGGUAUACAUUAUUCAGGCCAUAAGAGAGCACCCACGGUCAUCUUAGAGGCGGUUGCUUCUUUCGAUAGAUGGUUUUGGAAUGGAUAUUUUGGAAAGCCAGGGUCACACAAUGAUAUCAAGGUUUUAAACCAUUCUGAUAUGUUUGAUGACGUAAAUAACGGUGUCGCCCCUCGGUGUGAAUUUGUCGUAAACGGGAACAUGUACCAUGAAGGUUACUACUUGGCUGAUGGUAUAUAUCCAAGGUAUAAAGUACUCGUGGUUGCUUACAAAGAAACGACCCUAAGCCUAAAAAAGAAACUCUUCAAUACAUACCAAGGGUCCAAGAGGAAAGGUGUGGAAAGAGCUUUUGGUACUCUCAAACGCAAAUUUGCUAUUAUGAAUAAUCCGUGUAUGUAUUGGAAAAAAUCAGAUAUGAAAUCAACAAUGAGAGGAUGCAUGAUGAUGCACAACAUGGUUGUGGAGAAUGAAUAUCGUGCACAGAAUUGGGGAAUGAUGGAGGAUCAACCAACUCAACCAGUAGCGGGUGAACUGAGAAUGCCAGCCGGUGUUCUUGUGGACCCGAUUACAUGGGAAAGACUGAGGUUGGAUUUGACAAAGCACAUUUGGGAGCGUCAUGGGGCUGGUUUCCAAGAAAACGCACCGAUUAUUAUAGACAACCCUGAAGACGUGCACAUGGAUUCAGAAGACGUUGACACUCAACAUGAUGCAUAUCCUCUUGAAGCAGAGGUAUACCGGAACUUUUUGGAGGAUGGAGAGUAA
Messenger RNA from Papaver somniferum (opium poppy), 1002 nucleotides. RefSeq lists its product as uncharacterized. The coding region runs from base 1 to 1002 and encodes 333 amino acids. The record is from RefSeq and is a predicted model, not a curated record. NCBI's taxonomy places the organism in Eukaryota, Viridiplantae, Streptophyta, Magnoliopsida, Ranunculales, Papaveraceae. The transcript has 2 exons.